AUGCAUUUGAUAUUUCUGGCAAAUUUGCUCGUGAGCAUCCUUGCAUCCGGGCUCCAUUCAUCCAUAGCAUCAGUUGGUAUGUACCCUACUGCAUGUUCUUAGCCCAAUCAGAACGGUAUCAGUUACAUCUAAUAACUUGCAUGCUUCUUUGUGUCAUUAUCUGAUAGAUAUGAUAGAUAUGUUGUUUUUUCUCGCUGUGCUGUUUCUAUUUUGAGACGGAACUCUCCGGUCCGUAGGACAAGUCUUUUUAAGUGACGGUGAGAGAGGGGGCUCAGUAUCUUUUGUUCAGGUUAUGAACAUGAAAUAUAUCUAAAUGAACCUGUGACGAAUGUUUGACAUUAACUCCUUUUAACUCUAGGUCUACCAUUUUGUCCAGUUAUUAAGUACCUCAACGAAGAUCAAAACACCUUUAUAAACUGCUGAUACUUGAGACAUGAUUUACCAGCAUUGACCUUAUCAAGGCACUCAUUUAUUAUGUUAUGAAUUGAACUGUGCUAUUUCCAAUAGUAGAAUAAUAUUCAACAAAACAUAAAGUAGUCUACCCAGUCUGUCAUAUUCAAUUCAUAUUUUUCAUUUUGUUGAAGACAAGUAGAGAUUUAUGUAAUGGAAUUUCACAUUAUUUUGAGUUUUUAUAAUUGUGUAUUUCAUUGUAAGCAUAGCAUUUUUAUGGGAUCCCCCAGGUAAAUUUUUUAGGUAGACUUUGAACAUUUUAUGUCAUAGCUUACUGCCAUACUCUGUCAUACUCAAAUGGACCGAAUACACAACAUUAUACAGCAAGAUGCACUUCGCUCUCUCCCCUCUGUGUCCUGGAGGAAUGGUGAAGUCAUGAACACUUCCUGCAGUAGCAGCAAUUGUUUACGUGAUUAGAUUAUGAUUGACAGGCUUCCUUAUGUGGGGGGGCUAUGCAGAGUGCAGACUGACAUGCUCGGGUGGUGGUGGGAUAUCUCCUCUUCUGCACUUUCCCAAGGAGGAGAGAAUGAGGUGGUGGAGAGGGACGCAGCGCCAUUAUUGUUGGAGCGAGAGGCAACUGCAGCAGCGGCCACAGACAACACAAGUCACCAUGCGGCUGAGCAUGAGAUCAUCUACCCCUCUCGGCUCAUCUACUACCUGAAGGAGGACUCGGAGAGCACCUACCAUGACUUGGACACCCGGGCUAGGAACCAGGCCACAGAGGGCCAUGACCAGGUGUGACAACAUACCAGACUGAUAUGCAUAUGGGAUGGGCAUCCUAUUAGAGCCCCAGAGUGCGGUGGGGGGGUUAUACUUGUCGGUGGAAGUACACUUGUCCAUGUUGGCACACUGGAUGAAGUAAACUGAUGAAUGGGUAUACUUUGAUUGAAAUGAUAGGCUAGAUGGAGUCAUCAAUGAGAGCGUUGUCUCGCUCUUUCCUCCCUCUGCUCCUACGUGAUGAGGGCGACGCCCUAUUUUACUUGAUAUGCAAGGGAUUCUUUCUUAACUUGGCUUGGCAGUGAAGUUGGCAUGCCAUUCCUUACAGUCAUUAAAGUUGCAAUUGCUCAAUGUAAUACCCAUGGCUAUAAUAUUCUAUUUAUAUGGCAAUUAACUAAUAAUAAUAAUAAUAAUAAUACAUUUAAUUUAUAUAGCGCUAUAACUACUCUUACCAUUACCAAGGGUGACCAUUCUCCCAAUACACCUACAAUUAGAAAGGAAAACAGCCUGAUAAGAAGUGAAAACAGUGACCUGUGUUUUCACAGUGACGUGUUUAACAUUCUGUCUGUCCCACAGGCAGUCCACCUUGCCCAAGCCAGUUUCCAGUUAGAGGCCUUUGGCUCCAGAUUUAUACUGGACCUAACGUUAAAC
Molecule: messenger RNA, 1818 nt
Organism: Coregonus sp. 'balchen'
Lineage: Eukaryota; Metazoa; Chordata; Actinopteri; Salmoniformes; Salmonidae
Source: the annotation of a GenBank genome assembly